AUGGGCAAGAAGGGGUUUAUCAAUAAGAAGACUGCGCAGACCUUCCAGCUCGUGCAUCGUUCGCAGCGUGAUCCGCUCAUUCACGAUGAGGAUGCUUCGGCGAUGGUCUUCAAGCCCCUGGAUGCGCCAAAUGUGAAGAAGGGCGCUGCGGCGGUGAAGACGAAGGAUGAUUUGGAGGCCGAGCUGGGAGAGGAGGCUUCUCAUGUUCGCGGUAAUGAGGGUGAGGCUGCGAAUUAUGGUAUCUUGUACGACGAUACGCAGUACGACUACAUGCAGCACAUUCGCGAGGUCGGAAACAGCGUUGAUGCGAUUUGGGUCGAGGCACCGGGCGCACAGCAGAAGAAGAAGAAGGCGAAGGUAACUGGGAUGGGUAUGGCGUUGAAGGAGGACAUUCUGCCGGCAGAGGUUUUGCCAUCAAACGAAGAAAUCCCACGGAAUUACCAGAACUUCCAGGCUGUGCAGGAUGAGAUUGCUGGUUUCCAGCCUGAUAUGGAUCCCAGAUUACGUGAGGUUUUGGAGGCUUUGGAGGACGAGGCAUAUGUCGAGGAAGACGAGCAUGUGUUCGCGGAGUUGGCGGCAAGUGGUGAACGCCAGGCUGAUGCAUUCGAUGAUGACGACGAUUUCUGGGAUGAUGAGGAGGAGGAGGGGGAGGAUGGUUAUGCGACGGACGACACUACGAAAGCCUCGGCACAGCCAGCACGAUCAGAUUGGGAAAACGAGUUCUCGAAAUUCAAGCAAGCACGAAGAGCCGCACCAGGCUCCGACGACGACAUGGAUUCAGACUACGGAAGCGUCAUGGCAGGCCUCAACAAGCUGAAGUUGAACAAGAACAGACGUGGACCAGGAUCAGUAGUGUCAUCAAACUACUCCAUGUCCUCCUCCGCUAUGUUCCGUAACGAGGGUCUCACGCUUCUUGAUGAUCGUUUCGACAAGAUUGAGCAAGAGUAUAUGGACGACAUGGAUGAGGAAGAGGAAGACGAACUCGCCGAUGCUGAACAGCGACCAGAUUUGGAGGCUAUUUUCGAUGAUUUCUUGGAUAAUUAUGCGGUGAAGGGAAAGAAGUUGGUGCCGAUGUCGAAGCAUGAGAACGGGUUGUACCAGCUGGAUGAGGUCAGAAGAGAUCUUGGCGGAGCACGAAUCUACGAGCCGAAGGAGAAGAGUACGAAGAAGAAGGCUGCGAAGACUGCUGCGACCGCUGAGGAAACCGAGGCCAAGGUUCCGGAAGUUAUGGGUCGCGUGUCUGCGGCUCCGAAGAACAAGCCGAAGGUGUUGAGGAUCUGA
Saitoella complicata NRRL Y-17804 is the source of this 1281-nucleotide messenger RNA. Its product is annotated as Low temperature viability protein. Gene Ontology annotation, biological process: ribosomal small subunit export from nucleus; ribosomal small subunit biogenesis. Gene Ontology annotation, cellular component: nucleus; cytosol; preribosome, small subunit precursor. Lineage: Eukaryota; Fungi; Ascomycota; Saitoellomycetes; Saitoellales; Saitoellaceae. The transcript has a single exon. The record is from RefSeq and is a predicted model, not a curated record. Bases 1 to 1281 code for a protein of 426 amino acids.